UCACAUACAGAAGGUGAACAACAUCCUUGUGAAUUCUGCGAUCUCAUAUUCAACACUGAGGAACAAAUGUUAGAACAUUCAGAAAAUGCGCAUCAGGGCGAUGAAGAUGAAGAAAAUACAAACGAUGGUGAAAUGGGUAUUCACAAUAUUAAGGAAGAAGUCAUUGAGGAAUCGGUUCCAGAGGAAGGUGAAGAGAAUGAAGGUGAAAUGUUUGAAGACCCUCUUCGAAUUUUAAAUUCAAUUACAAAAUCAAAUAGCAACAAAACUAAAAAUAACAAACAAGAUGGAAAUAAUAAAAUUAAUAAAGAAGCAACAAGUGGUUCUGAAUCACAACCAGUUAGAAGAAGUAUGAGGUCAGGUCGAAAAGAUUAUGCUAAGAUGUUGAAAUUGGAUGAUGAAGCAGAUUCUGAGGAGGAAGAAGAGGAAAUCGAUGAUGGACAAAUACAAGACGAAGAUAGUGAGAGUGAUGUUGUUUUAGAGAAAAUUAAGAAGAAAACUGAUGGCAAAUCUUUUGAUGGGAAUAAAAAUACUAAAACUGAAGCUCCUAGGAUAUUAAAUUCAACCCUCAAGACCACCAUGAACGCAAUACCCGAAGAGAAAAAAAUACUUAACAAAAAUAUCAAACAAAUGACACCAAGAUCAACUAAUCCUCCAAGGUUAUUGAAUCCUGGUGUAGCCAAAGUUAGUGAAACUGCACCUGAAAAGCAAAAUGUAUCAAAAUCUAUAGAUUUACCACAAGUAUCAGAUGAAGAUAAGAAGAAUACAACAUUAAGCUUGAAAGGAGAUGAACCGAAUGAAAAUAAUAUAACUAUAAGUUCUACACCUGCCAAGUUGACUAAAGCGCAGCUAGCUAAUGUUCCUAGACAAAGGUAA
Molecule: messenger RNA, 873 nt
Organism: Ctenocephalides felis (cat flea)
Lineage: Eukaryota; Metazoa; Arthropoda; Insecta; Siphonaptera; Pulicidae
Exons: 3
Coding region: 67-873 (268 amino acids)
Source: RefSeq, a predicted model, not a curated record